GUCAUUCCCCACUCGGCCAGAGGACGGGACACGGUGAGGAGCUGCUGUGUCGUUCAUUCUACCCCCCUUCUCCUGUCGUCACCCCCAUUGUCCUUGUUGUUUAGUUGCCUUUUAUUAGUUCGUUUAGACGGUUAGCUAGUUUUAGUCAUGUAUCGGUAUUUCGGGGAGCUGCUGAGCCGCUCUGCGGGCAGUGCCCUGGCCUCGGGUUGCGUGGACUCCGCUCUCCCGGUGUCCUCGUCCCUGAUGCGGGUCCGUCACUAUGCCGACGCGGCGGACAAGCCCGACGACCCCAACUUCUUCAAGAUGGUCGAGGGCUUCUUCGACCGCGGCGCCACCAUCGUGGAGGACAAGCUGGUGGAGGAUCUGAAGACCAGGGAAACCCCCGAGCAGAAGCGGCACCGUGUGCGUGGCAUCCUGCGCAUCAUCAAGCCCUGUAAUCACGUCCUGAGCGUGUCCUUCCCCAUCAAGAGGGAUAACGGAGAGUGGGAGGUUGUGGAGGGGUACCGCGCCCAGCACAGCCAGCACAGAACACCCUGCAAAGGAGGUAUCCGUUACAGUACAGAUGUGUCUGUGGAUGAAGUCAAAGCCUUGGCCUCUCUGAUGACCUACAAGUGUGCCGUCGUUGAUGUGCCAUUUGGUGGAGCCAAAGCUGGAGUCAAGAUCAACCCCAGGAAUUACUCUGAUAAUGAGCUGGAGAAGAUUACCAGGAGAUUCACUAUCGAGCUGGCCAAGAAGGGUUUUAUCGGACCUGGCAUCGAUGUCCCGGCCCCAGAUAUGAGCACAGGAGAGAGGGAAAUGUCCUGGAUCGCCGACACAUACGCAAACACCAUCGCACACACUGACAUCAAUGCCCACGCAUGUGUGACAGGAAAGCCUAUCAGCCAGGGAGGUAUCCACGGUCGUAUCUCAGCCACUGGUCGCGGAGUCUUCCACGGCAUCGAGAACUUCAUUAACGAGGCGUCCUACAUGAGCAUGGUGGGCCUGACACCAGGCUUCCAGGACAAGACCUUCAUUAUCCAGGGCUUUGGUAAUGUGGGUCUCCACUCCAUGAGGUACCUGCACAGGUUUGGGGCCAAGUGUGUGGGAAUCGCUGAGAUUGAUGGAGCAAUCUACAACCCAGAUGGCAUCGACCCCAAACAGCUGGAGGACUACAAACUGAACAACGGCACCAUUGUUGGCUUCCCGGGAGCCAAGCCCUACGAGGGGAACAUUUUGGAAGCUGACUGUCACAUCCUGAUCCCUGCUGCCGGAGAGAAGCAGCUCACACGUAACAAUGCCUCCAGGAUCAAGGCCAAGAUCAUUGCUGAGGGAGCCAACGGGCCCACCACCCCUGAUGCUGACAAGAUCUUCCUGGAGAACAACGUCAUGGUUAUUCCUGACAUGUACCUGAAUGCUGGUGGCGUGACAGUGUCUUAUUUCGAGUGGCUGAAGAAUCUCAACCAUGUCAGCUAUGGAAGACUGACCUUCAAGUAUGAGAGGGACUCAAACUACCACCUGCUCAUGUCUGUGCAGGAGAGUUUGGAGAGGAAGUUUGGCAAACAGGGAGGACCCAUCCCUGUUGUCCCUACCGCUGACUUCCAGGCCAGAGUUGCGGGUGCCUCUGAGAAAGAUAUCGUUCACUCUGGGUUGGCCUACACCAUGGAGAGAUCAGCCAGGCAAAUCAUGCGCACAGCGAGCAAGUACAACCUGGGUCUGGACCUUCGGACGGCCGCCUACGUCAACGCCAUCGAGAAGGUCUUCAAAGUCUACAAUGAGGCUGGGCUUACCUUCACAUAAAUGGCCAAUCACGACCUGCACUUCCUCUCCCUCCCCUCCCCCUCCUGCUAUUGAUUCCCCCCUCUAAACAGCCUUCAGAACAUAUCACUGUUUACCGCUGCUUUUAAACACACACACACACAUACACAGAUGCAAAACACGCACACACACAUACAACAAGACGUUGCCUAGCCUGGUGUGUAUCCUGUGAUGUUUGUGCUGCCAUUAUACUGCAUCUAUGUUUAAGUCUUUCCCUCUUCUUGUUUUUGCCUAAGCUUAUAUUGAGAAAAAGCAGAUGGCGAGUAACAUCCAGACAGAAUAAAAAGACCCCUGUCCCUCCCGCAGCCCCUCAUAGAAACACCCACAAUAUUGUUGUAAGGCAGCCAUGUUUAAAGCGCCCUUUAUGCGGUCGCUGAAUGCACGUGUGACUCUCCAGUUGCGAUUAUUUCAGUUGACAGCCCUUCAGAUGCCUUAUUUCAGAAAGAAGUGUGCUUUGAGAGGAAGAUGGCCACUUCAGUUUAAUUCUAACCAAAAGGGAUUUAGAUUUAACGUCAUGUGAAUAAAGAGAAUAGUCAUUUUAUUACUCUUGAGUUUAUCGUCUCACUCUUCAAAUGUAAAGGUUACUAGUGAAGUUGCCAAUAUUUAGGUUUUCCAGUUUCCUUUCAUAGUUCAUGUUUUUACUGUUAGACUCCAUUAAUGCCCUCGCUCCCGCCCCUCGCUCCCUCCUCUCCUCUCCUGUUGCUUUAUCUCAUAUAUUAAAAGCAGCUUCUCCCCGACUCCUCCGCUGGCCAAGAAAGAGGAGCAGGGAUUGGGGGGCUGAAGUGUCACUGUGACCGCCCGUCCCCUGGUUGGAUUUUCCUCAGUUUUAAUCGUCCAGUUCCUUGACGUUGAAAUUGUGUUUAAGGAAAUUAUUUUUAUUUUUAUUUUAUGCAUUUCUUUUUUUGGAAACCAAUAAAAUAUUCAGAAAAAUAUA
This is a messenger RNA of Acanthopagrus latus (yellowfin seabream), 2728 nucleotides long. RefSeq names its product glutamate dehydrogenase 1b (gene glud1b). The transcript is spliced from 13 exons. Gene Ontology annotation, cellular component: mitochondrion. Lineage: Eukaryota; Metazoa; Chordata; Actinopteri; Spariformes; Sparidae. The record is from RefSeq and is a predicted model, not a curated record. Gene Ontology annotation, molecular function: L-glutamate dehydrogenase (NAD+) activity. The coding region runs from base 148 to 1776 and encodes 542 amino acids. Gene Ontology annotation, biological process: L-glutamate catabolic process.